UAAGGAUCACGGAGAGAGUCAAUGUUUUGUAAUAUUCGCAAGAAAGAAGUUUCUUUAAACACGAAAACAUUAAAAAUUGUUACUAAUGUAACAAACCUGAACAAACUUACCAUGCACAAAGGAGGAGAAAGAAAACCGGACCUGAAUGCCGCCUCGUUGUUGGAUUUAAAAGCUGAGCUGUUUAGAAAACAAGAAGAAUUUAAACAGCAGAAACUUCAAAAUCUAGAAACAGGUGCAAUCAAAGGAAAACACACAGUCUCAAAUAAGAAACCGAGCCUGUUUAGCAAGAAAAAUGUUGGAGUAUCCGAGAGGGCAGAGAAAGACUUUGAAGCUAAACAAGAGGAGGAAGAUGUCUUUCUUAGAUCAAAGAAAAGCCUUGAGAGCAAAGCAAAAUUGUAUGAGAAGAUUUCUAGUGGAGUGGAACUACCAGAUGAGGAUGGCAGUGGUCUGUUCCUGGUGGACUUCCAGAAAAAAGUGCUGGAUGAUGAGGCACAGAGGCGCGAGAAGGAGCGUGUGGAGCGAGAAAGGCUAGAGGAAGAAGAAGAGCGCAGACUUCAGGAGAUCCCUGUGCCUGCACCGCAGAAUGAGGAUGAAGAAUGGGUGGACUAUGUGGAUGCUUAUGGCAGGACUCGGAGAUGCCUGAAGCAAGACCUUCCAACUGUUAAGGAGAGGGACACACUUUUGCAGGGCAGACAAAGGGAUAAGGAAGAGAAAGUGAAGCAGGGAAUGAAUGAUUUUCAAAGGCUAAGGGACAGGGACACGUUAUCAACACCACAUCUGCUGUCUGACGACAUGGCGGGAGAACUGGAGCGUCAACGCUGGGAACAAGCAGAGCUGACUCAAAUGGAACAGGAGAAGCAGGGACCGAUCCACUACGCUGACGUCAGACAUAAUGAGGUGCGAACACACGGUGUGGGUUUCUAUCAGUUCAAUGCAGAGGAGCAAGUCAGACAGGCACAAAUGGAGCAGCUGCAGAAUCUCAGAGAACAGACGAAAUCCGAGCGCAGCAAGAGUGAUAGAGUGAAGGAGAAGCGAAAGGCAGCCCUGGCAGCAAGACUGGCCAAGGUGAAGCAGAGGAAGAGGGAAAAACUAGGACUGCCAGAGGAGGAAGAACUAGUUGAAGAGGAUGAGGAGGGAGAGAUUGGCCCCCUUGUUUCAGAGGAAGUGAAGGAGCCACAGCUUCUCACCCGUGAUGACAGCUGGAGAACUAACACCCCUUCCACCAGAGAGUGGGAUCGGGGAAAACAAGUGUCAAUGGAGCAAUCGGAGAGAGCAUGGCUGGAAAAACAGAGGGCUGAGAGGGAGAACGAAUUUGCCCCACCAUCAUUCUACUAUGGUAACCACGGAAACCAGACUGGCGGGCGGUCUCUGGCUGAUAUUGAGGGAAAGAAUCAAAUCAAUACUGAAAGCCCUUCACUGAAAGACACAAUGAUAUCGACUGACAGUGGUGAUAAUGACCAAGAUAAAGGUCAUGUGGAGAAAAUGGUUGGUGAACAGCUUAAUAUUUUGAGGACUUCAAUGGAAAACAAGGAGUCAAAAAAUAAUCAGGAGAUAAGUAAUGAGCAACAACAACAACUUGAGCUUGAGAAGGCAGAAUAUAAAAUGUACAAGAAUAUUUCUAAUUCCAGUCAGGUGGUUGUAGCCCCAAUUGCAACCAUGGGUCUGUAUGAUGAGGCCACUCAUACAACUUCAGUCACAUCUGCCCCAGGCAUCCUUCCCAUGUUCACCGAUCCACCCCCAGGCAAUAUGUAUGCACCACUGCCAAUUAAUGUACAUGUACCACCUCCAGUCAAUAUUUAUGCACCACCACAUGUCAAUACCAGCUUUCAACCACAAGGAUAUACCACAAUGCCAUCUAAUUACUUUCCCACUGGCGCUCCCAACUUCUCAUUCCCACCACCACCAUUAGCUUUCCCCUCAGGUUCAUCAGAUUCCCAAGCAUUUUCCCUGACUCAAGGGCCUUUCGCCACAUUUUCGGCUGCAUCCCAAAGUUCUAAUAAUUUUCCUCAACCUAUUACCAAUUUUCCAAAUUUUAAUGUCCCCCCUCCACCAAUAUUCGGCCCUGAAAGUUCUGACACUAAUGCAGCGUCGUAUCCCUAUGUUCCUUCUACAGGCAAUACCACAACUGAACAGGCCCCAGUGAAGAAAGUUGUGCCAAAGAUGAGUAUUGUUGACACACGGUUUAUGGGAAAUGACUAGUGUAUAGGGAAGCAGAGAAUGUUUAGCUUAUUUAUUUUAACACAUUGUCAAUGGCAAUAGCAGAAUACAAACAUCUUAAGUGAAAGAAUAUAAUGUGAAUCGAAGUUGUUAAGCUUGCAUUGUCAUGGAAAACUGUAUUUUGUAACUAAAAUUCUCAUCACAAACAAUACAACACUAAAUAAAAUCCAUGUCUUUUUUUGGCCCAUGACAAAUAUUUCACAAAAUUCCAACUGCACUGUAUUGAUACCUAACCUUUAAAGGUAUGUACGUUGUAGUUUAUAAUACACGUCUUUGUUCAUGCAUCGGUUAUUUAAUGUCUAUUUGUUUAAUUGUUGCAUUGCCUUGACAAAAUUUAUAUUGAAUAAAUGCACAUCUUUUGUUUAUGUGAAUAAAAAUUAUUAUUUGUUGAA
This is a messenger RNA of Dreissena polymorpha, 2609 nucleotides long. Its product is annotated as coiled-coil domain-containing protein 174-like. Gene Ontology annotation, cellular component: nucleus. Bases 22 to 2199 code for a protein of 725 amino acids. The transcript is spliced from 12 exons. NCBI's taxonomy places the organism in Eukaryota, Metazoa, Mollusca, Bivalvia, Myida, Dreissenidae. The record is from RefSeq and is a predicted model, not a curated record.